GUCUGAUACAUCUAAACUUUUAACACAAGUUUACUAACGUAAACAAAUAAUUGUUAUGUGACUUGUUGCAGGUCAAAUUCUACAAUAAUUACGUAAUUUAUACAAUUUUUCAUCGAAUUUUAUCUUUUCAAUUGUAAGUUUAUAAUAAUAUAUUACUGCUUAUUGACAGAAAAGAUUCAACUUAUUCUGAUUACUCUUUAUUUUUGUCGACAUGGGUUGUGAUGGUGGCACCAUUCCUCGACGUGAUGAACUUGUCCGUCAAAAAAAGAAACCUGAACAAAAAGAUAAAAAUGCUGAAAAUGUAGCGAAAUGGAAACACUGUGCAAUUACUCAGGAGCCUCUUCGAAAACCAAUUGUUGCAUGUGAACUAGGUAAACUAUACAAUAAAGAGGCUGUUAUCGAGCACAUUCUGAAUAAGGAAGCGGCUGCUACCUCUGAAAAUGCUGGACACAUUGCCCGAUUGGCUGACAUCAAGGAGCUGAAUCUAACUGAAAAACCUGGUUUCGAAGUUAAUAAAAACCAAAAAGGUGAUGAAUACGUCGAUUUUCACGAUUCCAGAUAUAUUUGCCCAGUUACAGGACUCGAUAUGAACGGUAAGCAAAGAUUUUACCUGAUGUGGAAAUGUGGUUGCGUUCUUUCCGAAAGAGCUGUAAAGGAAGUGAAAUCGGAUACGUGCCAUAAGUGUGGAAAACCAGCGGCAGAAGAUGAUCUCAUCAUUCUAAAUGGCACAGACGAGGAGACAGAGGUUUUGCGAGAGAAGAUGGUGGAGAGAAGACGUGUAGCGAAACUGGAAAAAAAGAAAAAGAAGAAAGCUUCUGCAGCUGAAGGUGCUCCAGUGGAGAAAAAGAUUAAAGUAGAAACGUCUGAAGAUAGUUCAAGUGGUUAUAGCUCUGAAGAUGUAAGAAUUAAAAAAGAACAAGAAGAGGGAAUUGAUCAGAAACCUGGCACUUCUGGAGUCAAGACCACCAAGUUAAUAAAUGGUGUCAAAGCUGAAAAUAAAUCUCGAAAGGAUAAGGAAACAUCUAAAAAUGUGUUUUUGCCAGACAAAGCUAAAAAGUCUUACAGUAUUGCGAAGGAUCCUACUGCAAGUGCUGCAUAUAAAUCAUUGUUCACGUCUUCAAAAGCUGCAAAACAGCAAGAGAAGGCACACUGGGUAACUCAUAAUCCUUUGUAUUUUUAAAUACAUUUGGAACAGAUAUCAGAAAACUUGAGUCUUCAUUUAAGGAUUUCCUUAAUUUAAGAAGAAUUUAGACUUUAUUUCAUUAACAAAGCUAUUCUGGCAGUUUUAUGAAAAAGACAGGUCUUUAAACAAAAGAUUAUUUCCUAACCUGAUCUUCAAAGAAAAAUUUGUUUCUAUUUCUAAGCUUCUUGAUAGGUUAUAAAACAGGCCCUGAAUGAAAAUUUUUUUGAGUUAUUUAAAAAAUAUUCUAACACAUUUGAAUUUUUAAUAAUUCUGCAAACUUAGAAAAUAAACUCAUCAAUUUAUGUCAUGAAUUCAAUGUUUUGUGGAAUUGAAUUCAGUUCUAAUGUAAUUUUGGUAUAAAUAACAGAAAGUUUUUUAAAUUCAUUAUCUAAAAAUAUUAUUGAAAGUAUGUAGCAUUAUUUAAUUUGUUUGUUUUUAUGUAUUUUACAACAUUAAAGAAAAGUUUUAUGUUUCCUUUUGUUUAAUAUUGAUUGAAUGGUUGUUUUAGGUUAAUACUUAGUUUCAUCAUAAAGAUAAUUUGUGUUACACAAGUUUAUCUUGUAUUCGUACAAAAUAGUUAUGAAUAACAUCAAAUUUCCAGAAAUGAUUUUGACACAAAUAUGAAUUCUUACUACAGUUGAUGCAGUUAUUUGCAUAUUAAGUGAAUGUUUUUUAAAUGUUUGUGAAGGAUAUAUUGUAUAUUUUCAAAACUCUUAUUUUCUUUUUCCAAAAUUGUAUUGGCAGAAGUCGAAGGGAAAUUUUUUUUUUCAACCAAUAGAUCACACAUGCUGGUUUU
Parasteatoda tepidariorum (common house spider) is the source of this 1979-nucleotide messenger RNA. RefSeq names its product replication termination factor 2. Gene Ontology annotation, biological process: mitotic DNA replication termination. Lineage: Eukaryota; Metazoa; Arthropoda; Arachnida; Araneae; Theridiidae. The record is from RefSeq and is a predicted model, not a curated record. Gene Ontology annotation, cellular component: nucleus.